Messenger RNA from Alnus glutinosa, 4077 nucleotides. RefSeq names its product tubulin-folding cofactor D. The transcript is spliced from 17 exons. Bases 131 to 3937 code for a protein of 1268 amino acids. Lineage: Eukaryota; Viridiplantae; Streptophyta; Magnoliopsida; Fagales; Betulaceae. Gene Ontology annotation, molecular function: GTPase activator activity; beta-tubulin binding. Gene Ontology annotation, biological process: post-chaperonin tubulin folding pathway; tubulin complex assembly; microtubule cytoskeleton organization. The record is from RefSeq and is a predicted model, not a curated record.
CGGAUCUUUACGGAGAUCACACACAGGCGGGAAUUGAUGAAGUAAGCGCCAUCGUUCUCCCUCACACAAACUCACUCUUUUCUAGUCUCCAGACGACGAGCCGUUUAUACUCUCUCUCCGGCUGUCACGAAUGGCGGUCACGGCUGAAGACACAUCGGAUUUGGGAAUGCCAGUGUACGACGUAGAAGACGGCGAGCACGAAUCCAAGGAGCUUGUCCUCCAGAAGUACUUCCUCAUUGAGUGGAAGUUCGUCAAGUCCCUCCUAAACAACAUCGUCUCCAAUGGCCGCGUCUCCGACCCCUCCUCUGUCCACACCAUCCGAUUCAUCAUGGACAAGUAUCAGGAACAGGGUCAACUACUAGAGCCUUACCUGGAGAGCAUAGUUUGCCCUCUGAUGUUCAUUAUUCGUUCUAAAACAAUUGAACCAGGUGUAGCUUCGGAUGAAAUUCUUGAAGUAAUCAAGCCUAUAUGCAUCAUUAUAUAUUCUCUCGUCACAGUUUGUGGAUACAAGGCUGUCAUCAAGUUCUUCCCUCAUCAAGUGUCUGAUUUAGAACUAGCUGUAUCUCUACUUGAGAAGUGCCACAAUAUGAAUUCAUUGACAUCAUUACGGCAGGAAAGUACAGGAGAGAUGGAGGCUAAAUGUGUAAUACUUUUGUGGCUUUCCAUACUCGUUUUGGUUCCGUUUGAUAUCUCUACCAUUGAUACUAGUAUUGCAAACAACAGCAAUCUGGAUGACCUUGAGCUGGCCCCUCUCGUACUGAGGAUAAUAGGUUUUUCUAAGGAUUACCUGUCGAAUGCGGGCCCUAUGCGCACUAUAGCUGGAUUACUGCUCUCUAGGCUUCUUACACGGCCAGAUAUGCCAAAGGCCCUUUUCAGCUUCGUUGAAUGGACUCAUGGAGUCCUAUCUUCUUUUAGUGAUGAUGUCUUGAUUCACUUCCGGUUACUUGGUGCUGUUGAAGCGUUGGCUUCGAUUUUCAAGGCUGGUGAUCGAAAACUCUUGCUUGAUGUGAUUCCAAUGAUUUGGAAUGAUGUCUCAGUAUUGAUCAAGUCCAGUGCUGCAGCUCGGAGUCCUUUACUUCGCAAAUAUCUGGUGAAGUUAAUUCAACGAAUUGGGCUUGCUUGCCUCCCACACCGGUCUCCUUCCUGGCGCUAUGUGCAGGGCAGAACUAGUUCACUUGGGGAGACUAUUUCUUUGCCUGCAUCCAGAAAAACUGAUCAAUGCAGUCAUGAUCUUAACAUAGACUCCUCCAACUCAGAACAAAGCUCAUAUUGCAUGCAAGAUGAAGAUAUGGAUGUUCCAGAUAUCGUAGAAGAGAUGAUUGAGAUGUUGCUCUCUGGAUUGAGAGAUACGGACACUGUUGUGCGUUGGUCUGCUGCAAAAGGUAUAGGCCGCGUAACCUCACAUCUCACGUCUGCCCUUUCAGAAGAGGUCCUAUCAUCUGUCUUGGAGCUGUUUUCACCAAGUGAGGGUGAUGGAUCAUGGCAUGGGGGUUGCUUAGCGUUGGCUGAACUGGCACGUAGAGGAUUGCUCUUACCUAUCGGUCUUCCCAAAGUUGUACCUGUUGUGGUGAAGGCACUGCAUUAUGAUAUUCGAAGAGGUCCUCAUAGUGUUGGAUCUCACGUUCGUGAUGCUGCUGCCUAUGUUUGUUGGGCCUUUGGUCGUGCAUAUUAUCACACAGAUAUGAGAAACAUAUUAGAACGGCUUGCUCCACACCUCCUAACUGUGGCUUGCUAUGAUCGUGAGGUUAACUGUAGAAGAGCAGCUGCAGCUGCUUUCCAGGAGAAUGUUGGAAGACAAGGGAAUUACCCGCAUGGCAUUGAUAUAGUGAACACUGCAGAUUAUUUUUCACUUUCUUCGCGGGCAAACUCUUACCUUCAUGUUGCUGUUUGUAUUGCUCAAUAUGAGGGGUAUCUUUACCAGUUUGUGGAUGAACUGCUGAAUAACAAGAUCUGUCACUGGGAUAAAGGCUUGAGAGAACUUGCUGCAGAGGCUCUUUCUGCUCUUGUCAAAUAUGAUCCUGAAUAUUUUGCAAGCUCCGUAGUGGAAAAGUUAAUUCCUUGUACUCUCUCAUCUGAUUUGUGCAUGCGCCAUGGUGCGACUUUGGCAGCUGGUGAACUUGUUUUAGCUCUACAUCAAUGUGAUUGUGUUCUUUCCUCUGAUAAACAGCAGCUUGUUGCUGGUGUAGUUCCUGCUAUUGAGAAAGCACGGCUUUAUCGUGGAAAGGGUGGAGAGAUAAUGCGUUCAGCUGUUUCCCGGUUUAUUGAAUGUAUCUCUAUAUCUCAUUUGUCAUUAACAGGAAAGAUAAAACGAACUUUGCUUGAUACUUUGAAUGAGAAUCUUAGACAUCCUAAUUCUCAGAUACAGUAUGCUGCUAUUAAUGCUUUCAAACACUUUGUUCGAGCAUAUCUGGUUGCCGCUGACACUGGAGGUACUGGUGAUAUAGCGUCAAAGUACCUGCAAAUGCUGACUGAUCCAAAUGUUGCUAUAAGAAGAGGAUCUGCAUUGGCACUUGGUGUUUUGCCUUAUGAUCUUUUGGCUAAUAGGUGGAGGGACGUGCUUUUGAAGCUUUGUAGCUCUUGUGCUAUUGAGGAUAACCCAGAAGACAGAGAUGUUGAAGCACGGGUAAAUGCUGUCAAAGGACUCAUAUCUGUCUGUGAGAUGUUAACUCAGGCUGGAGAAGAUUCAAAUAUCCAGUCUAGGGACAUGUCUACAUUUCUUCUGCUAAAAAAUGAAGUGAUGAUGAGUUUAUUUAAAGCUCUAGAUGACUACUCUGUUGAUAACAGAGGUGAUGUGGGUUCUUGGGUUCGUGAUGCAGCUUUGGAUGGCCUGGAGAGAUGUACAUAUAUCCUUUGUAAGAGAGAUUCCACUGGUUCUACUAGAAGAUCAGAUGAAGUUGAACCUGCACAAGAGCUUCCAAAUUCUGUCGUGGUUAAAAAUAACCAGAUGGACUCGCUUUUUGAUGCAAAUCUUGCUUCCAUCUUGAUUGGAGGAAUUUGUAAGCAAGCUGUGGAGAAGAUGGACAAACUAAGAGAAGCAGCUGCAAAAGUUCUUCAAAGGAUUUUGUACAACAAAAUGGUUUAUAUUCCCUAUAUACCUUACAGGGAAAAGCUGGAAGAACUUGUUCCUAAUGAUGCAGGUUUACAAUGGGGUGUACCCGCUUUCUCAUAUCCACGUUUUGUAGAGUUACUUCAAUUUGAUUGUUAUAGUAGACCUGUCCUAUCUGGGUUAGUUGCCUCUACUGGUGGUUUGCAAGAUUCACUGAGGAAGGCAUCAAUCUCAGCAUUGUUAGAGUUUCUUCAAGCAGUUGGAACCGAAGACCUCAAUGCGAAAAGGUCCAGAGAGUUUAUGCUCUCUAAUGACAUCCUUUGGAUUUUUCAACAGUACAAAAGAUGUGAUAGAGUGAUUGUACCCACUCUGAAGACCAUCGAGAUUCUUUUCAGCAAAAAGAUAUUCUUAAAUAUGGAGGCUCAUACUCCAACCUUCUGCGCUGGUGUUCUGGCUUCCCUCACAAUCGAAUUGAAGGGGUCAAAGGACUUCUCUAAGUUAUAUGCAGGCAUUGCAAUACUUGGAUAUAUUGCUUCACUUUUGGAUCCCAUUAACUCUCGGACCUUCUCUCAUCUUCUCACUUUCCUUGGCCAUCGCUAUCCUAAGAUACGGAAAACUUCUGCUGAACAAGUUUACCUUGUCCUCCUGCAAAAUGGGAAUCUUGUGUCGGAGGAGAGUAUGGAGAAAGCACUUGAAAUUGUUUCUGAAACUUGCUGGGAAGGUGAUAUAGAGGUGGCAAAGCAACAAAGAUUGGAAUUGUUCAAUCUGGCUGGUCUGGAAACAGGACUACUUCACAAGACUAACGAUGUUUCAAACAAGGGUGGCCGGAAGAAAACUCCUGCUGAUGAAAAUGCAUCGUAUUCCUCUUUAGUUGGGUCAACUGGGUUCUGAUUGUUUAAUUGAGUGUUUUAACUUUAUUGUUAAUUUUCAACCUCUUUUUAUUAAGGCAUUUUUGGUAAAGUUGUAUUGAUGUAUCUCUUGAGAGCAUUUAUCUAUGAGCAGAGUGAAUUCAAGAGGUAUUUAAACCUAAA